GUAGCGGGCCGUAGGCGUGUGGCUGCCGUGGGGGACAAAGCUCCCUGCUGUGGGCGCCUCGGGCUGUUAGUGUGCAUAGCCUGCGCUUGGGGCGGUUGUGCCCUUCACUGGAGAGAGAAAGACCUGCUGGGCACGAACCAGUGAUUAUACAGCUCAGUUAGCAGGAAUGGCAGCUUGCAGCGAGGGCGUCUUCAUUCCUGAAACACAGGCCUCAGAGCUGCAAUGGGCUACUUUUGCCAGAGCCUGGUACCUCCUCGAUGCAAGGAUGCAGCCACCAGGAAAAUUAGCAGCUGUAACUGCAAUGAGACUUGAAGGCAGGCAUAAACCUAUUUAUCAUGCCUUAAGUGACUGUGGGGAUCAUGUUGUCAUAAUAAACACAAGACAUAUUGCCUUCUCUGGUAACAAAUGGGAACAGAAAGUAUAUUCCUCACAUACUGGCUAUCCUGGUGGUUUCAAACAAGUGACAGCAACUCAGCUACAUCUGAAGGAUCCAACUGCUAUUGUUAAACUGGCUGUUUACAGAAUGCUUCCAAAAAACCUUCAGAGAAGAACUCUGAUGCAGAGGCUGCACCUGUUCCCAGAUGAUGUUAUUCCAGAAGAUAUACAGAACAAUCUUCUACAAGAGAUUCCUCAGCCACGUGUAGUCCCCAAGAGGUUAGAUGAAUAUACUCCUGAAGAAAUUGCUGCCUUUCCGAAGGUUUGGACUCCACCUAAAGAUUUUCGAAGGAAGUGAUGACAAGAAGUGGCAUCAGGACAGAAGUUCUUCUAACCUGGAAGCAUCUGAGCAUCUGCAUCAGCCUUUCUGGUCAAAACGUUUCUGAUAGGCGGUAGCGAACGAUGGGAAGUUUAUAACUGUUUUUGCAUUCGAAACAGCUAAGACGAGAUGUUGUUAAUGCCACAGGGUUUGGUAGCUGUUAAUUACCUUUGGGUUUAAUGCUGGUAGUAAAGUAUCAGUAAGUUUUUAAUGAA
Messenger RNA from Pogoniulus pusillus (Red-fronted tinkerbird), 969 nucleotides. It is a transcript of the gene MRPL13, whose product is annotated as mitochondrial ribosomal protein L13. Bases 167 to 733 code for a protein of 188 amino acids. Lineage: Eukaryota; Metazoa; Chordata; Aves; Piciformes; Lybiidae. The transcript is spliced from 7 exons. Gene Ontology annotation, cellular component: ribosome; mitochondrial large ribosomal subunit. Gene Ontology annotation, molecular function: structural constituent of ribosome; mRNA binding. The record is from RefSeq and is a predicted model, not a curated record. Gene Ontology annotation, biological process: negative regulation of translation; translation.